AUGGCCACCCAAGUCACCACGGGACGCCCUCCUCAGCUCGCCGAGCGGCCGCAAACGAUAUCAGGAAUUAAUGCGGAGCCAGCGCAAGAGCUCUUACUUGAUGGCGAUGACGAUGAGCAACCAAAUGAGGAGGAUGACGAAGAGACGCUUAAAUUGAAGCUGGCUGCGAUCGAGGCACGUCUCAAGUUGAAGAAGCUUCAGCAGAAACGUGCCAAAGCGGCUCUUUCGAGCUCGGAUGCGGAAGGAGACGACGGGCGGAGGAGACCGGGCUCGGCCGUUAGCUCAUCAGUGCUGCCUUCCAGUCGCCUGAAUGCUGCCCGGGAGAGACCUACGGCGGACCGCGUUGGUAAUGGGGAUGACGUGCAGGUUCCAUUAUCUCCGUCAAAGAAGAUCCCAGCGGUUGCUGAGCCCGUAUCGCCCCGGAGAGUGCUACUCGGCAUUGACAAGGGCCUAAAAGGGAAAGAUGUGUCUCUUCGCCGACCACCCAGCUCGAGAGUCAGUGCUCGGCCAGCGAGUUCUCUUGAAUCUCGAGAUAGAGCAACUCCCCGUGCUGGUGACGGGUACGGGUCUCGGGAUAUUUGGUCUUCCGCCGGUGAAGAACCCCGACGGACCAAGACCUUCAGCGAGAGAAUCGCGGAAAGCAGAAGUGCUGAUAGGGCUCGACAAGAGAGAGCAGAGAAGAUACAAAGAAGUCGAAGCACCGCGUUCCAGAUCGACAAAGCAGAAAUAGAACACUUCAAGCAAGUGGCAGCUUCUCAACGGCCAUCAACGUCACCUGUAAGGUCGCAAAUGACUGAGAGUUUUAGUCGCGAGGAUGUCUUGCGAUCAUUUUGCGGAUCUUCUUCAGCUUUACGAAGGACCAAGACAACCCCAAAUCUUCGAGAGUCUGGUUCAGGCGCAUCUUCACCACAUCCCGGUGAGAACAGGCAAACACAGAAAUCGGCGGGAGAAUUGUCGGGGUCUGAUACAAGGAGUUCUAGCGAAGCCCAAGCAGAUACGGGCGAGGAGGGCGAAGGUAGCGAAACGAAAGCUCCAGAUUAUUCCAAGUAUGAGCCUUACUCGGCUCUGCACCUCUCCAAUCGCAUCUUGCCGCACUCCUUUCUCACCAGAACGUUGGCGUCCAAGACGAUCCUUCGUAUCCCCGAUCUCCUAAAGGCGGUUAAAGCCCCUGACUUUGACCUUCCUGACAUCGAAGGAGACUAUGUGGUAUUUGGAAUCGUCGCCUCCAAGUCUGCUCCAAAGGAGCAUAAAGAAUCUAAAAGGGUGACCUCGAAGGAAGUUGACCCUUACGACGAUGGUCUCAAUAACACGGACAAAUAUAUGGCAAUCACUCUCACGGAUUUGAAAUGGACCAUCGAUCUUUUCCUCUUCGAUACCGCCUUCACCAGAUACUACAAGCUCUCCGAGGGUAUCCUAAUCGCCAUCCUGAACCCUAACAUCAUGCCGCCGCCCCCGAACAAAAUCGACACUAAUCGAUUCAGCCUGUCUAUCUCAUCAUCUGACGACACAGUUCUCGAAAUCGGCUCUGCAAGAGACAUCGGGUUCUGCAAAGCCGUCAGAAAGGAUGGUAAGACUUGCCAGGCCUGGGUCGACGCUCGCAAGACGGAGUUCUGCGACUUCCACGUGGAUGCGCAGAUCCGUCGCACGCAGUCGCAGAGGAUGGGAGUCAAUGGCGGAACUGGCAUGUUUGGACCGGGUGGACGCUCCGGAUCGCGCACGGGGUUCUUUGGCAGUGGUGGCGUUAAACAGGCCAGCGCCAGACGUGGACUGAAAUCCGAGGGUGCUCAAUAUGACAGAGAGACUCAAUCCACCUUCUACAUCGCGCCAGCUCCCAAAGCAAGCAGCCAUUCCGGCGGUUUCUUUAAUAACCGAGGGCAACGCAGUACUUCUGCGUCCAGUUUACUCGAUGGCGACGAUGAUCCUUUUCUGCCCGCCGGGAUGAAUGCACGCGGCGCGGAAAACAGAGAGGAGCGCCUUCGGAGACGUCUUGCGGAACAGCAGCGCGAACGGGAUAUCGCCAACAAACUCGGUUCCAAAGGCGGAGGGAUAGGCGCGGAGUAUCUCCGUACUCGAGUGGGCGAGAAUUCCUCCUCUCCACUCGUUGGCGAAGGAAAUGCGAGUUCCUCCUCUUUUGAGGACAAAAAUAGCAAUAACAACAAUAAUAAUAAUAACAAGGCCGGCUUGUCAUCCUCUUUGGGCCUGCUAGGCAGCGCCAGAAAAAAGGCAGACACCAUCCGCCUCAGCCCACUGAAGCGCACCCACGAGGGCGACAAAUCCCGGAGCGCAGCAGCAGUCAAGAAGACUCGCUUCAUCACCUCCAAGGGCAUCCGAGAAGCCGGCAGGGACAGUCUCGGAGGGACGACCAACAACAGCAACAACAAAAACGGCAACGACUACGAUGAUGAUGAUGAUGAUGAACUUGAUAUCAUUUGA
This is a messenger RNA of Rasamsonia emersonii CBS 393.64, 2433 nucleotides long. RefSeq names its product DNA replication protein. The record is from RefSeq and is a predicted model, not a curated record. Gene Ontology annotation, molecular function: single-stranded DNA binding; DNA replication origin binding. The coding region runs from base 1 to 2433 and encodes 810 amino acids. NCBI's taxonomy places the organism in Eukaryota, Fungi, Ascomycota, Eurotiomycetes, Eurotiales, Trichocomaceae. Gene Ontology annotation, cellular component: nucleus; replication fork protection complex. Gene Ontology annotation, biological process: DNA replication; DNA replication initiation. The transcript has 2 exons.